Messenger RNA from Capsella rubella, 555 nucleotides. RefSeq names its product RING-H2 finger protein ATL5. The transcript has 2 exons. Lineage: Eukaryota; Viridiplantae; Streptophyta; Magnoliopsida; Brassicales; Brassicaceae. Bases 1 to 555 code for a protein of 184 amino acids. The record is from RefSeq and is a predicted model, not a curated record.
AUGAAUACAGUAACUAAGAAAACACGUCUUGGUAGCCUCAGGCUUUACAAGUUUGAUGUGCCCUCUGAGUCUAAUGUUGUAGUUAUAUUAAUAAGUCAUGAAGCUUAUCUUUCAGGUUUUCGAAUGCAAUUGACGAGAUGCAGAGGAAGAGGAAGAAAUUCAAAAGCUGGAAUGUCUAAAUCAUUUGUAGAGUUGAUUACAUGGUUCUUCCUCUUUGACCGCAAGGAUUGCUACAUAAAUAACCAGAUAUUUGCCUACAUAGCCUCUAACUUAUGUUUCAAGGAUUUUGAGAUCGUACCUCCUGCAUAUGCAAGAACCAGAUUUGUACCAAUUGCUCCACCAACAACGGAGAUCAUAGAUUGCUACCAAAGUUCGGAAUUGUGUAUUCUCUGUGAAAAAGGGUAUCCGAAGGAAGAUGAGAUUGUUCAUAAAACAAAAUGCAAUCACAUCUUUCACGGAACUUGUAUCUCUCUUUACUUGUUGCGUACUCCCCAGUGUCCCGUUUGUUCCGCUCACUUGCCACCUGUCGACAUUCGAACUCUACUCUUUGACUAA